CUCCGAAUCUACCACUCACUAAACAACCCCAGACGGAGCACUCAUAACCUACACCUCUCCCACAAGCCCCAUCCGACGUGUCAACCAAAUAACACCAACUGCCACCGCAGCGAAUAAUUUCCCUCCGAGGCGACAUGAUAAUGCCACCCACCUCCAAACCCACUCUCACCGCCGAGCGUGUAGGAGCGAAGCCCCCGCCGUAACUCCGAAGAGUGUAUUUAACGCGCCUCUAUCACGCGUGCGAGGGAAAGCAUGAAUGCCAGUUGUAGAGCAGAACCCGGGGCGGGGAGGCUGCUGUGUAUAUAUAAUCCAUGUCCCCAAUUCAGCAGAGGCUUUCUUCUCUUUUUCUCUUCGCCUUUUGCUUUAUUUUUUCCUCUCUCUCUCUCUCUCUCUCUCUGAAACUCUGACCUAAUUGUCGGUUCAUCAAUCAGCUCACUUCCACCCCUUCCCCUGCAAAUCUCUCUUCCUGGUUAGGGUUUCCAUUGCCGUACCUUCACAUUCAUAUAUACAUCAUAUCUGUAUAUAGAUAUAUAUAUAGAGAGAGUUUUGUUGGCUAGUACUGGUGAUCGUUGUUGGUAGAAGAAGUAGAAAGCGAGAUCUCGAAUCCUAGAGAGAGAAAGAGAGAUGGCGCCGGCGAAUUUGGCAGGCCAGUUCGGCGACACGACUUACACCAAAGUGUUUGUUGGGGGAUUGGCCUGGGAGACUCAGAAGGAGACCAUGAAGAAGUACUUCGAGCAGUUCGGCGAGAUCUUGGAGGCCGUCGUCAUCACCGAUAAGGCCUCCGGUAGAUCCAAGGGCUAUGGAUUUGUGACUUUUCGGGAGCCGGAAGCGGCGAUGAGAGCUUGUGCGGACGCGUCGCCGAUGAUUGAUGGGAGGAGAGCCAAUUGCAAUCUUGCUUCUUUGGGAGUCCAGAGAUCGAAACCGUCCACGCCUAAACAUGGUGGCGGCAGGGUAAUGGGUGGCUUUCAGAGAGGAGGAUUUGGGGGUGGGCUUGGAGCGGCCUUCCCAUCAGCAGCAGCCAUGCCUCAUUAUGCCAUCCAACAAGGGAUACCAUAUAAUGUUUAUGGGUACUCUCCGUAUUCGGCAGACUACACCUAUCCUACGGCGUUUGGGCAGAGCUACUAUGGCGUCUACGGCGGUGCAACUUCUCAGUACCCUAUUUACGGCGCUGGCGGCGGCGCCAGUCUCCUGACGGGAGCGUCUGCGGCUGCCGCGGCCUUCUAUCCGUACGUCAACUUCGGGGAAGCCGGCGGAGGAGCCACCGCCACCUAUGCCGGAGCUGGGCGGACCUACGGUGGAGUCCAUUAUCCACAGCACCUCUUCCAUUACUCGCCCGUUACCUCAACUGGGGGCUACCCCAACCACUACGCUGCUCCUAUGUCUCUUCCAUCCACUCCUCCGCUGCAAUCAGGCGUAAACAUGGGUCUGCGUGCGCCAAUACCUCAUCGUUAAGAGAUUCAUCUGAAGCCAGCAAGUCUAGUACUCUUCAGAACCAUCUGAAAAACCUUUGGCCUAACCAUGGGUCUCUCCCCUCCUCUCUCCUCUUCUUCUCUCUGUCUCUCUCAUGUCAUGGAGGUCAUGCUUCGCAUUUGGGCAUUUCCACACAAGGAAGCUCCUCAUAGGGGCUAAACGUGUGGGAAUUGUCUAUUACUUCUCUUGGAAGGAAUGGUUCCUACAAGAGAACCAAAGCACAUGCAUCUGUUGUCCAACUUAAGCCACUCAAAGAGCUUAGUUGUUCACAUUUUGUCUCUUUAGCCCUGGAAAGGCUAAGCAGGCAAAAGAAUGUUAGCCCAGGAAAGGCUACACAGAAAACUAUCUAACAUAGCUUGCUAGAAAAUGUAAAUUCAACCACACAAAUAGCUAGUCCGAUUUCAGUAGUAGUUGUAAAAUGGCUAAUCCCUUCAGUAGUAAAUGGUAACCACCUCUAGCAUAGAGGGAGUUUUGGUAUCUCAUUGGUAUGUGGAUGCCCCCAUCCUUUUUUUUGUUUCUGUAUUUACCUUAAUCAUGAACUCUAGUCUUAGGAUUUUAAAAACUGCGACUGGUCAUCUCUUCUUAAAAAGCUUUAACAACUGUAACAUUCACAUAAUGUGAUAAUCAACCAACCGACCAUAUAAAGGUAAGGGAAGGUGCUUCCCUGGCUGUGGCUGUAUUUUAAUUUGUAGUUAUGCUGUGGCUAAACUAUGGAAGUCUUAGCCCUGCUUCAGUUAUCUUCUAGGAAGGGAAAUGUCAGUUCUUUCGCUUUUAGCUUUUAUGAAAUUUCCAACCUUUAGGAGCUCCAUUAUUGGCUUUGGAGCUCAAAUGCAUUAGGAGGUAAUCUAAGGGACAUAUUUUGAGACUCUUGGCUUCAUCUCCUCUAACUCAUCCAUCAACCAUGGUUAGGACUCAGGUUCUCUCUCUCUCUCUCUCUCUCUCUCUCUCUCUCUCUCAGAUGGAACUCAAUACUCUUCGCAUGCAUAAUUAAGCCUUCUGUUUGAAUUGUAACUAAGAACUGUGUUUGGGAGGAUACCAUUCAGCCAUUCUUCAAUUAGUGUUAAUUGAGAAUGGAGACUGUUAGUAUUUGCCAAGUGACUGUGCUUGUUUUAUUUACAUUUGCUGAUACUUGAUGAACAAAUUUAAAGACCUUUUUAAGUA
Diospyros lotus (date-plum) is the source of this 2631-nucleotide messenger RNA. RefSeq lists its product as uncharacterized. Gene Ontology annotation, molecular function: RNA binding. Bases 625 to 1452 code for a protein of 275 amino acids. The record is from RefSeq and is a predicted model, not a curated record. The transcript has 6 exons. NCBI's taxonomy places the organism in Eukaryota, Viridiplantae, Streptophyta, Magnoliopsida, Ericales, Ebenaceae.